AUGGCGGACAGAGAAGAGCAGCACCACCAGCACAUAGUGAUGCUGUCGUUCAUGGCGCAAGGCCACCUAAUCCCAUUCCUAGCACUAGCCAACCAAAUCCACCGCCGAUUCGGCUUCACAAUCACCAUCGCCACCACUCCACUCAACGUCCGCCACCUUGCCGGCGUCGUAGCCAAAAAUCCUACACCAAGCUCUGGCAUCCACUUAUUCGAGCUCCCGCUCAACACCUCCGACCACGGCCUCCCGCCAAACGCCGAGAACACAGAAUCCCUCCCCUUAAACCUAGUCGUUAACCUCUUCCAUUCCUCAACCUCCCUCGAACCACCGUUCCGUGCCCUAAUUCAGAACAUCACCGCCGAUCAAAACGGCACCGCCGCAUACGUAUCCCUAUGGCAGCACCUCCCCCACCACCGCCGUACUGCCGACGACGAGUUCAACCUCCCUGGAUUCCCCGAUUCAUGCGUGUUCCAUAUCACUCAGCUCCACUCUUUCCUCAGAGCUGCAGACGGAACAGAUUCCUGGUCCAGAUUCUUCCAGCCACAGAUCGAAAACUCCAUGAAUUCCUUCGGCUAG
Messenger RNA from Erythranthe guttata (spotted monkey flower), 573 nucleotides. NCBI's taxonomy places the organism in Eukaryota, Viridiplantae, Streptophyta, Magnoliopsida, Lamiales, Phrymaceae. The record is from RefSeq and is a predicted model, not a curated record.